Molecule: messenger RNA, 2938 nt
Organism: Gracilinanus agilis (Agile Gracile Mouse Opossum)
Lineage: Eukaryota; Metazoa; Chordata; Mammalia; Didelphimorphia; Didelphidae
Gene: HGSNAT
Product: heparan-alpha-glucosaminide N-acetyltransferase
Exons: 18
Coding region: 157-2079 (640 amino acids)
Biological process (GO): lysosomal transport
Cellular component (GO): lysosomal membrane
Source: RefSeq, a predicted model, not a curated record
GAGCGGACGUGCGUGGAGCGAGCUCCGCGAGCAGAAGCAGGAGCAGGAGCCAGAUCCAGAGCGGGCCCGGGACCCAAGGAAGGCGGCAGGGCGGCGGCGGCUUGUCGGGAGCCCCGGGCAGCAGCGGCGGCGGCGGCAGUGGUAGACGACGACAACAUGGUCGGCUGGCCGUGGGACGCGCGCAAGGCGCUGGGGGUCGCGCUCCUGGUCGCCACGGUGCUCAGCGCCGCGCUGCUGGCCCGUGGGGAGCUCCCGGGCCCGGACACCCAGGAGCAGGAGCGCCAGCAACAGCUGCAGGAGCAGCAGCCCCGGGAUUUCAACAAAAGAAAGCUUCCAGAGUUGAAGAUGGAUCAAGCAUUAUUAAUUAUCCACAAUGAAUUUCUCCAUGGAGAUUUGAAUGUCUACUGGCUUUCUGACCAUUGUUAUCAAUGCUUGUAUCAGUUUCUGGUGUCCGUUCCAGUGAGUCCAAAACCUGGACACCCUAGCAUUGCAGCAGUUGCAGUGAGCACUCAGCACCCUGUCACCCUGCUUCUAAAUGAUACCUUGGAAAAGAAGGAGAUUUGCCGGAUACAUUAUAUUUUUGGAGAAUUUGGAAACUAUUCUCUUUGGGUAAAACCUCACUAUGGUGGUAUCAACCAGAUGUCCUGUGACAUGGUCAUCAAUGAAAAUCCAAUCAACAGCAACCUUCCCAUCUACAUUGCAUUCCUUGUUUACAUAGCAAUCAUCAUUUCCUCGUCUGUAGGAAAUUUCUUUGUGAAACUUGAUCCUGUUCGGAACUGGCUAUACAAAAAAAUGAAUCCCAGAGAAACUGAUCGUCUCAUUAAUUCUGAGCUGGGGUCUCCGACCAGAGCAGAGUCUUAUAGUAGUGACCUGCAGGUUGAAGCAUGGAGGCUGACCCCUCCAGUGCAUCGCCUUCGUUCUCUCGACACAUUCCGAGGGAUCUCUCUUAUCAUCAUGAUUUUUGUUAAUUAUGGAGGAGGAAAAUACUGGUUCUUCAAACAUGAGAGCUGGAACGGUUUGACUGUGGCUGACCUUGUGUUUCCAUGGUUUGUGUUUAUUAUGGGCUCUUCCAUUGCUCUCUCCCUGAGCUCCAUGCUACGACGAGGAUGUUCCAAGUGGAAGCUGUUGGGAAAAAUUCUGUGGAGGAGCUUCUUGCUCUGUGUGAUUGGAAUCCUAAUUAUGAAUCCUAAUUAUUGCCUUGGACCCUUGUCCUGGGAUAAGCUGCGCAUCCCUGGGGUGCUUCAGCGCUUGGGAUUGACCUACCUUGUGGUUGCUGUUUUAGAACUUCUCUUCGCCAGAGCCGUGCCUGAAAAUAGUACUAUGGAUAUCAUCUCUUACUGGCCCCAGUGGAUUUUCAUCCUGAUGCUGGAAGCCGUUUGGGUGUGUGUGACCUUCUUGUUACCGGUUCCUGGCUGCCCAACUGGUUACCUUGGCCCUGGUGGCAUUGGAGAUUUUGGAAAAUACCCAAAUUGUACUGGAGGAGCUGCCGGCUACAUCGAUCGCUUGCUUCUGGGAGAAGAUCACAUUUACCAGCAUCCCUCUCCCAACGUUCUGUACCACACCAAAGUGGCCUAUGACCCGGAAGGAAUCUUGGGAACCAUCAACUCCAUCGUGAUGGCAUUUUUAGGAGUGCAGGCUGGAAAAAUCCUCUUGUUUUACAAAGACCAACACAAGCAGAUCUUGCUUCGCUUCCUUCUCUGGAGUGCCAUGCUGGCUAUUAUUUCUGGUGUUUUGACCAAAUUUUCUCAAAAUGAAGGUUUCAUUCCAGUGAACAAAAAUCUCUGGUCUAUCUCCUAUGUGACAACCCUGAGUUUCUUUGCUUUCCUUCUGCUCUUGUUUAUGUAUUUCUUGGUGGAUGUUGCCAGACUGUGGUCCGGAGCGCCUUUCUUUUACCCAGGCAUGAACUCCAUCCUGGUCUACGUUGGGCAUGAGGUCUUUGAGAAUUACUUCCCUUUCCAGUGGAAGAUGGAGGACCACCAGUCUCAUAGGGAACACCUGACCCAGAACCUGGUGGCCACCUCCCUCUGGGUCAUCAUUGCUUAUGUGCUCUACCGAAAGAGGAUUUUCUGGAAAAUCUGAUGGUCGUGGCGACACGUUUCCCAGGAUCGAUUCUUGAGGGGCCCAGGGAGAUGGGUGAAACGAUUAGACUGCCGUCUGUAGUAGUGAGAAAAGUGGAUGGGCUUUGGGAUGUGUGGAUUAUGGGAAUAUGGAAUCCUCUUUUAUUGUGCAUAAAUUAGAUGCUGUAGUCCUGUAAACUGUUUUAAUUCCAUCAUAGCUCAUCAGAAACCCUGUCUUCUGUAUAUUUGUAAAUCAUGCGUUCGUAGUGGAACUGGCCAUUGUGGUUUUUUUCCUCCUAUUCUGUGUAAAUAGAUGUGUUUGACAGUUUUAAUUCUAUUCUGAGGAGGUCUUGUUGAGAAGGGAAUUUAUUGCAGGCAUUUUGCUUUUAAGUCUGAUAAAAACAGUCAAAAGGCCUGGUUGUUCUUCUUUACCUUGCCCAUUUUCCUAGAAGAUUGGCAUUUUAGAGCUUCUCUACCCCGCUUAUGAAAAGCAGCCUUAUUUCUCUUGUGAACUGUAAAGGUUACCGAAUGUGUUGAUGUGCUGAUGCUCUGUGCUUUAAUGAAUAAUUCCAGCUUUUCUGCUAAGUGUGAUUCCUGCUCAGUGAGUUCCCAGAAAGCCUGGCUAUAGAAGUGCCCUUUUCAGACCUGCCAGGGGCUUGCUGUGUGGUACGUAUUUAUUCCCUGAUGCUUCUUGAAAAAAAUGCCUCUUUCUGUCAAAAGACUUUUUCUGUCCUUCCUUUUUUUUUUAAAAAAGAUAUCACGUAUUGAACUUCUUUUCUCACCAGUAUUCUGUAGCUAUCUAGAGUUUAUGGUUUUUCUGAAAUUCUCAGUAAAGGUGUAUUUUAUUACGGAAAAAUUCCAAUUAAAAUGUUCAAGCAUCA